AUGGGUUCAGCGCAGAAGUCUAAUGUCACUGUGUCCUGGUUUAUAGAUAUAUUUGUAGAUGACUAUGAGUUUCUGUAUGACUUUAAAGUUGUAUUUCCCCCCCAGGACGAGGCGAUCUCCGUCAGAGAGCUCAAGGAGAUGCUCGACGGCGUUCUCAGCAGAAGAAAAGAGAUCAAGUUUGACGGCCUGAGUCUCAGCACCUGCCACAGCAUCAUCAACCUGAUGGACGUGGAUAACACCGGGCAGCUGGAGUUCCAGGAGUUCAAGGUCUUCUGGGAGAAGAUGAAGAAGUGGAUUAUGCUCUUCCUCUCCUUCGACACCGACCGCUCCGGGAAGAUGUCGUCCUACGAGCUGCGCAUCGCUCUCAAAGCUGCAGGCAUGCAGCUGAACAACAAGCUGCUGCAGCUCGUCGGUUUGAGGUUCGCUGACGAAAACUACGACAUCGACUUCGACGACUACCUGACCUGCAUCGUGCGUCUGGAGAACAUGUUCAGAGUGUUCCAGGCUAUGGACCAAAGGAAGAGCGGCCGGGUGAAGAUGAACAUCAUGCAGUUCCUGAUGUUGUCGAUGAACGUCUGAGGAGGAAACGGAAGCCGCCACAAGAACAAAGUGUGUGUUGAAUAUUCUCUGUAACGGUGCAUCUUUCUCUUUCUGUUUUUUAAUGUGAGAAUCCGUCUGCAGGGCUGGAACUUUGGGAUCAAAAUGUUAACCUUUGCCGAGUCAUACUUUUGGAUUGAAAACAUGUUUUAUUUUCUCUCUGCUCUCGGCGUGAAUGGAAAUAAAUGUUGAAUAAAAUGCAAGGCUUGAAUGUGCAAAUAUG
Messenger RNA from Notothenia coriiceps (black rockcod), 820 nucleotides. RefSeq names its product calpain-9-like. NCBI's taxonomy places the organism in Eukaryota, Metazoa, Chordata, Actinopteri, Perciformes, Nototheniidae. Gene Ontology annotation, cellular component: calpain complex. The transcript is spliced from 8 exons. Gene Ontology annotation, molecular function: calcium ion binding. The coding region runs from base 1 to 579 and encodes 192 amino acids. The record is from RefSeq and is a predicted model, not a curated record.